Molecule: messenger RNA, 1926 nt
Organism: Onthophagus taurus
Lineage: Eukaryota; Metazoa; Arthropoda; Insecta; Coleoptera; Scarabaeidae
Gene: Ugt50B3
Product: UDP-glycosyltransferase family 50 member B3
Molecular function (GO): UDP-glycosyltransferase activity
Source: RefSeq, a predicted model, not a curated record
AGCUCCGGCUGCUGCUGACCAACAGUGUACCAUUCGGCCUCUUUCACUUCGGUGCUUUCUCAAGAUAUCAACACGCAAUUUUCAAUCAACUUACAUUAACACGUGAUGUAGUUCUCAUAAGCGCAAAAAAAUUUAACUUAAAUAAACAUUUUUUCAAAAUACAUAUUUUUUAAUUCACUUUUAGUGCUUAUAUGUUAAAUAAAAAAAUAAGAAAUUGUGGUGAAUUAUUAAAAUUUUUUUGUGGUGUGAUUUGAACCGCUUGGAUUUUAGUUCAAUUAAAAAUUUCGUUACGAUGUAUAAAAUUAAAAAGAUUAUCUUUUGGAUUUUAUCGAUUACAAGUAUUUGUAGUUGUUCGAAUAUUUUAAUGAUCACUAUGGGUGGAACAAAAUCGCAUAAAAUACCCUUUUGGGAAUUAGCAAGAGGAUUAAUUCCGAGGGGACAUAACAUCACGUUUAUAAACGCUUUUCCACCUGAUUUUCAUUUACAAGGUUUAGAAGAAAUCACUCCGGCUAGUUUUGUUUUUUACGUAAAAAACUUUACUAAUUGGGAUUUGGUUGGGGCGAGAAUUAAAGGAGAAGAACCCGUACAUCCUUUUGAUAUCGUUAGGUACUCAUACGAGACAUGCGAAUUGCUUUUAACGGACCAUGAAACGAGAGGUUUUCUUUCGACGGCAAAAAAUUUUGAAUUAGUCAUAAUGGAUGGGGCUUUUCCAGAAUGCACCCUUGGGUUAUCGUAUUUCCUGAAAAUUCCUUUUAUGUACAUAAAUACAGUGGGAUUUUACACCGGAUCUUUAUCGUUAUCCGGCAAUCCAACGAUGCCUUCAUUUACACCGUUUUACGGAAAAGCUUUCACCGAUAACAUGGGAUUAAUCGAUAGAACUUUGAAUACUUUAUGGUUUGGAGCUGCUAAUUUAAUGCAUAUUUUUGCGAUGAGAUACGUCCAUCAAGUAUUAAAAAAAGAAUUUGGACAAGAGAUUCCUCAUCCUUAUGAAUUAUCGAAAAACGUUAGUUUUAUUUUACAAAAUGGACAUUCAACUUUAACAUAUCCCAGAGCUUAUUUCCCUAACGUUGAUGAAGUUGCUUGUAUUCACUGUAAAACUGCUAAAAAGUUACCAACGGAUCUUGAAGAAUUUAUCAAUGAAAGUGGAGAAGCUGGAUUUAUAUAUUUCAGUAUGGGUUCAUCAGUAAAAGCAGCAAAUAUGCCUGAAUAUUUAAGAAAAAUGCUUCUUUACGUUUUUAAACAACUCCCACAAAGAGUUCUUUGGAAAUUUGAAGAUGACAUGAUGGAUAUUCCACCGAAUGUAAAAUUAAGUAGAUGGCUUCCUCAACAAGACAUUUUAGGUCACCCUAAAUUAAGAGCUUUCGUAACCCAUGGUGGAUUAUUAAGUAUGUUCGAAACAGUUUAUCAUGGAGUUCCCAUUGUUUCUUUACCGGUUUUUUGUGACCACGACGCAAACGCGGCCAAAGCUGAAUUAGAUGGUUACGCUUUAAAAUUAGAUUUGGCCACGUUAACUCCUGAUAAGCUUUUAAAAUCCAUUAAAAAAGUUAUUCACGAUCCAAAAUAUAAACGGCAAGUAAAGAAGAUGCAGAAAUUGUUUAGGGAUCAAAAAGAAACUCCGCUACAAAGGGCUGUUUAUUGGACUGAGUACGUUUUGAGACACAAAGGAGCCGAACAUCUUCAAUCGCCUGCAAGGAAUUUAAACUUUUUCCAGUACUAUUUAAUAGACGUAAUCAUGUUAAUAGUUGCCUCUAUAAUAAUUAUACACCGGUUGAUUAAGGUUUUUGUAAAAUUGAUUUACAGUUACUUAACGGGAAAUUUCUCGUUUCGAAAGAACGUCAAAAUCGAAUAAGUUCAAAAAAGUUAAUUGUGAUCCUGUUUUUGUGUUUUUUAAAUUUCUAUUUAUAAGUACUUAAAUAAAAAAUAAUA